Molecule: messenger RNA, 4227 nt
Organism: Equus quagga
Lineage: Eukaryota; Metazoa; Chordata; Mammalia; Perissodactyla; Equidae
Product: MHC class I-like protein MILL2
Exons: 6
Coding region: 9-1322 (437 amino acids)
Biological process (GO): antigen processing and presentation of endogenous peptide antigen via MHC class I via ER pathway, TAP-independent; immune response; antigen processing and presentation of endogenous peptide antigen via MHC class Ib
Cellular component (GO): external side of plasma membrane
Source: RefSeq, a predicted model, not a curated record
GGGCGGUGAUGGGGGGACAGGGAGUCUGGGCUUCAGAGCGGGGCCCAGGCUUUGUGUGGGGCUGGCGGGAGAGAGAGCGGGAGCCCACCGAUGGCAGAGGGGGAGCGUGCAGGGAGCUCUGCCGAACAGGGCAGGAGUGUUCGAGCCGCGCAGCGGAGCGGAGAGGGGGAGAUGCAGGCGGGGAGAGGGGUCUGCCGGGCAUCCGCAGGGUGAUGGUGUGGGGGCGGUGUUUCCCGGGGCAGAGGAUUUGCUGGAGGCAAGUGAGUGUCUGGGGUCCGAGCCAAGGCGCAGGCGGGAAGGACGGUGAUGGACCCCCAGAGACACGUGGAGAGAGGGGCGGUGUGUCCGAGGCACUCCGUUGGGGGACGACGUGUGGAUGGGGUGUCCGCAGGGAGCCAGGAACCCACACUCUCCGCUACGACCUCGUGGCCCUGGCCCCGGGCGGGCCUGGGAAGGCCCAGUUCCUGGCGCUGGGAUACUUUGAUGAUGAGCUCUUCAUGCGCUAUGAUGGCGAGAGCCGCAGGGCGGAACCCCGGGGUCUAGGGAUCAGGACAGAGCUGCGAGCUGAGACCUGGGAGAGAGAGACUGAGGACCUGAUAGAGAAGGAGCGGCAACUCAGACUGACGCUGGCAGAGAUCAUGGGCCAGCAGGGCCAGGGCCAGGGCCUUCAUUCUCUCCAGGCCACACUGGGCUGUGAGCUCCAGAGAGACCUCAGCACUAGAGGCUUCUGGCGCUUGGGCUACAAUGGGCAAGACAUCCUCACCUUCGACUCAGAGACCCUCACAUGGACGGUGGAUGCACAUUCAGCCCAGCACAUCAAGACGCUGUGGGAGACCCGAGGCCCCAGGGCUGACCUGGCUAAGAUUUUCCUGUAUGAGACUUGUCCUGCCCAACUCUGGAGGUACCUGGCCUCCUGGAGGGGCCUCCUGGAGAAAACAGUUCCCCCGUCCGUGACUGUGGCCCACAGUAAAAACCUGGUGGGCAGGAUCAUCCUGAGGUGCCGGGCUUUUGGCUUCUAUCCUCGAGAUGCCACUCUGACCUGGCUUCUGGAUGGGGAGCCCAUGCACCAGGGCACCUUUGGGCCUAGGGCCAUCCUGCCCAGUGGGGACGGGACCUACCAGACCUGGGUGGCCACUCGGAUCUCCCCCAGAGAGGAGCAGAAUUUCGCCUGCCAUGUGGGACACCACAAGCUGAACAUCACGGUCCCUGUAGUCAUUGGGCCUCAAGGUCGGAGGGCUGUCCAUGAUGCUGCUUCUGCUGCUGCUCCUCUCACUGUGUCCGCUGUCGUUGCUGCAUUGUGUUUGGCAGUGCUCGAAGCCUAGACAAGGAAGGACACGGAGGAUGUGAGAGCCCAGGAACAGGAGAAGACUAGACAAGCCCUCUUUCCUGCUUACAGGAUGAAGGGACCGGGUGUGCAUUAUGAAAACUGGCUAAAAAAAAAAAAGAAGAAAAAAGAAUCAACCUUUUAUCCUGACUUUCGCAAAAGAAUUGGACCUCAGGAUGUACACUUAGUUGAGAAACAGAGAUGUUUCUUUAUAGAAGUAGUUCAAAUAAUAAAGAUAAAGAUAGAAAAUAAAGAUAAUAAAGAUAGAAUUCUGCCCUUUUUUCUAAUAAAGAUAGGAAACAGGACAGAAUUACUUUAUUACUAUUUUGUGACCUGAGUGAAUGAAUGGAUCUCACCCACGUGGCCACUUGAGAGACACUUGCAUGUUGUACGCCUCCUGGUGGAAGGACAGAGUACCAGCCUUGACGUCUCUCCAUCGAUUUCCUGGAAAUGGGAGGCAAUUCAUUGGAAACAGAGAAUCUUGUUCAACCACGUGGUGGACAGGCCCCCGGCAAAGGCACUGUCUUUGUGGAAAACUACAGGACAAACCACCUUAUUCCUUCACUAAAUAAACUGCCAGGAAAUGCACAAACAAGAAAGAUGGAGAGGGAAUCCGUAUGAAGCCGUCUACCUGAGGGCUGCUGUAAACAUUCAAUAAGAUUGCCUUUCCACCUUGUGAUGAAAAGAAGUGAAUCUUGCCCAUUUGCUGUUUUCUCAUUUAACCUGAGGGGUGACUCAAGGGUCGCAAGGAUUUAUGAGCUUGUUUUGUAGAAGAAAGAGAAUGGCUUCCAGGAAGUUGCCAUCACCAGAUAACCAGCCCCCAGCUGCCCUUGACGCUGGGCCCAGAAGUCAGAUUGCCCAGGGCCUAAUUGGGAGUGAAGUAUGGGUUACCCUUUUGUUUCUCUAAAACUCCUCCUCCCACGCCCCUUAGCUCUAUAGAACCUCCUGCUUUCUUCUUUCUCAAGGCAGAUUUGAGAGAACCUAUCCUCCCACCAUCUUUUUUGGCCAAUUCGAAUAAACCUUUCUCCAUCUCCAAGCACUGGAUGUCUCAGUGUUUGGCUCAUUGUGCAUUGGGCAUGGGAACUUGAGAUGAAGAGGUUUGGUAUCAAUUUUGGCGAGCCAGCCAGGAGUCUCGUGCCCAUGGCUGCAUGGCCUCAGUGAGGAGUUGAGCAGUCAGUGGUUCCCAGAAGCUGCCCGGGUCUCUCUGCUGUAGGGACUCCCCCUGCCGCUCUCUCCUUCCCACUGGUGUUAGUCACCCUUGGUGAAAUACUCGCUUGGAGCAGAGAAACGCAUUUGGUCUACUUUCAGUUUUGUAUUUUUCAGAAGUUGAAUUUUGUGUGGGUGCAUUCUUAUGUGUGCAAUCUUAUGUAUGCAAUCUUAUGUGUGACUCACUCUGGGGAACGGUAAUUUGACCCCCACCUAUAUUCUCCAAAAUUAGGUAACUUUUAGCUUCAAGCCCAUGGAAAAGGGAAAAGAUGAUAUUCUUUUAUAAAAACCACAUGGCCACAACAUUCUUUAGACUCUAGAGGAAAUGGCCAGAUGAUGGAUCCAUAGUUGGAAAAACUUAUAAAUUGGAAAAAUUUUUAUUUUUAUUUAUUUUAUUUUUUAUUUUUGAGGAAGAUUAGCUCUGAGCUAACUGCUGCCAUUCCUCCUCUAAGGAGCCCCGGACCACCAAAGUGGAAUGUGUGCACUUAACCGCUGUGCCACCAGGCCGACCCCUAGAAAAAUUUUCAGAGAGCUCUCAUCGUAAUUGUUUUAUUGGUACCUAUGAAAAGACCAAACUAAAAAGGAAAUACAAAUAAAUAAUGACUAGCUUUAAGACCCAGACUCAGGCUACAAUUAAAUUGAAAAAAAUGUAAAAGUAUAAGUGUUGAUAAGAUUAUAAAGGUUGAAAGGUUUCAACUAAUUUUAUUAAGGAGAUUAUAUCAAUUUUGCCUGAGUCUUUUUUGAAAAUGGAUGUUAUGUCUGGCUGGGAAUGCUUCCCCUACCCAAUAUUAUAAGACUUAAGACUUGAUGAUGAUGAAGUCCUCGUGAAAGCUAUGAUUAGAGGUAUUAGAGUUGAUGGAAUUAAGUGAUUACAUGUCUUUUUCAUGAUUGUGUUAUAAAUUGAAUUAUGGGGAUAGACAUCUGUCUCCCUGGGGGAAACAUUCCCCCAGUGUUGAUAUUGUAAAGCAGCAUAUAAGUCUACCCUUCAGACAAUGUUAAUUAAAUGUACUAAAGGAAGUCAAUAGGGUUGCCUGAACCCGUACAAUGUGAGAUAUUUUUCUACCUCCAGAUGGUGUGGCCAAAAUUAAGAGCUCUGUUUAACAGCCUUAAAGUAAGUGAUCUUUGGUAAGUGAAAGCUUGUUUAAGUUUGUUGGUUUGAUUGAAAUGGGCAUGCCUCAUCUUCAGAGAGAUUCAUGGAAAGGACUCUGACAUUUUCUCUAGAAUACUGCCUUCUGAUGAACUUCCAAACCAUAAAACUGAAAGAAAGAAAUUACGCACAACUAGAAGGACCCACAACUAAGAAUAUACAACAAUGUACCAGGGGGCUUUGGGGAGAAAAAGGAAAAAUGAAAUCUUUAAAAAAAAAAAGAAAUUACAGACGAAACUUCAGAAAGAAAGAAAUUACAGAACUUUAAUGGAAAAACUGAAGACUUCUUGAAACUGCUAAGAAAAGAUAAAGUGUUGAUUCCAUGGAACUAAAUGAACUGAUGAGAAUGGUUUUAAUUUUUGUGACUUUUUCCUUUGAAAUAUUGCUGAUUUUUUAAUGUUUUGUUUUUCAGAUUUAAGAAAACCUUUUUUGGGGGCUGGUUGGUGGGGUAGCAGUUAAGUGUGCAUGUUCUGCUUCAGUGGCCCGCGGUUCACAGGUUCACAUCCUGGGUGUGGACACAGCACCACUUGUCAAGCCAUGCUGUGGCAGA